UUUACAUAAGUAACACCUUCAAAAACAUUGUGGCAAGCUCUUUCCGCUUCCCACAUUGACUGGAUCAGUUCCCAAGAUGACGGCCUCUCUGUUGCUGCUGACUUCCGUCCUGGGCGUGGCCCUAGCCGUCACCCCUCACAUCCUGACCCCCCAGGCCAAACCAGGCCCCGAGGCUGCCUUGAUCAUCGUGCCCGGGGCCUACGUGAAGGGAGAACAGUAUAUCCCACUAGGGCAGGAAAUACAGACGUCGUCUCCUCUGAAACUCUGGGUAGUUGUUCUGGCGGAGUUUAUCGCCGAUCUCCCAAACCCCCUACAACUGUCGGGGGCUGUCACGGACGCCAUUGCGCAGCUCCGGAAGAAAGGAAUGACUUCCGACAACGUCUUCCUGGCAGGACACAGUCUCGGAGGCGUCUUCGUUGGGAACCAUGGGAAAUCUCAUGCCAAACAGUUAAAGGGCAUCCUGCUGUUGGCGUCCUACAUCACCAAGGGGAAUCCCCUGUCCCAGUACCCUCUUCCUGUCCUCACUAUCUCCGGCGACCUGGACGGCAACACACGCAUCACCAGGAUCGCAGACACCUUCCAGGAGUUGCAGAGCGACGUUGCUAAGGACGCCAACGCUAUGUACCGCACCCCUGUCGUCAUCAUGUCUGGCAUCAACCACGCCCAGUUCGCGUCAGGCACCAUGCCCUCGGGGGUCGUCAAGGAGGACCUGGCCGCAGAGGUCACUGAAUCAAGUGCGCACAAAGUGAUUGCGCAGCACUGCAAUAACUUCCUGGUAGCAACGCUUCAACAGCCGCAGACCGACGUCUCGAAGGCCAAGGUCGCGCUCAAGCAGGCGUAUGCGGCUACAAGUCGCAUCAUGAAACCACUGCUGGACCUCAAGACCCUCGACGUGAAUGACCAGAAGGUGUCCGGCUGGACCAUCCGCGCCCAGCAACUGUUGCUAGGCGACAUCGCCAAGACGCUGAAGAUCACGAACAAGGAGGACGGCGAGGCUCAGUUUGUGCUGGCCAAGGCACAGACGGGCACCAACAACGUCGAUACCGUCACCCACGUGGCCUUGCCCUUCAACCCCCUGGAUGUCUCCACAAACAAAGCAUCCCCAGACCAACUCGAGGCCAAGAUGAAGACACGUGAAGCUGUCGUGAAAUCUUUGUCGGGGGUCAAGGCCGGGUCCGCCCCUUCUAUCACGUGCAAAGACAUCAACGAGGCUGCUUUCCAACUGGCUCUCAACUCGUCCUCCAGCGUGGCUAGGACUCGCUACCAGAAACGUGCAGUGAGGAGAAUGGUUUUCAAAGACGACGUUAAAAUUGGCACUGGCAUCCAAUGGGUAGGAUGGAAGUUGGAGUUAAAGGAAUCUGCGACUGAGCUGGAAGUAACUUCUGCCUCCCUUGUGACGAGUCUCAACACCUUCAUCUCGUCUUUUGGGGGGAUGUACUACUGCAAGCUCCUGGCUCCGUACCGCGCCAUGGAGUGGAUCUAUGUGGACUCGCUCCGGGCCGUGAGCGCAGGGAAAUCCCCCAGUCUAGUGGGGUGAUGGAGAAUGUGUUCACAUUAUCUGUGAAGAGUGUUUCAUUCAAAUUUAGUUGUCAUAUGCUGAAUUAAAUGUGUUGUACUGUU
Messenger RNA from Haliotis rufescens (red abalone), 1620 nucleotides. RefSeq lists its product as uncharacterized. Lineage: Eukaryota; Metazoa; Mollusca; Gastropoda; Lepetellida; Haliotidae. The record is from RefSeq and is a predicted model, not a curated record. Gene Ontology annotation, molecular function: hydrolase activity. The transcript has 7 exons. Bases 77 to 1537 code for a protein of 486 amino acids.